Aureobasidium pullulans EXF-150 is the source of this 1152-nucleotide messenger RNA. RefSeq lists its product as uncharacterized. Lineage: Eukaryota; Fungi; Ascomycota; Dothideomycetes; Dothideales; Saccotheciaceae. The transcript is spliced from 3 exons. Bases 1 to 975 code for a protein of 324 amino acids. The record is from RefSeq and is a predicted model, not a curated record.
AUGCAGGGAGGAGGUUUCCUUGUGAGCAAGAAUUUCGAAGCCAAAGCACCCAGCGCGAGCGAGAUGAACGUUAUUAGUAUCAUCUUUGGUUUCGGUCUGGCAGUGGCCAUGUUCACUGCAGCAACAGCUGGCCAGCAGACACUCGACGCUCGCAGGAGGGGCAAGAUGUUCACCACAUAUACUAUCAUGAUCUGGGCAGAAUGGAUUUCGGCCAUGUGUAUUGGACUCAUCACAUAUAUGUGGCUUUCGGGCGCCAUAAAGGCCAGGUUAGUGUUCCUUUCCAGUGUCUUGUUGUUCUUCUGGACCAUAUCGCUCCAAUGCAUCCUUCAGAUCAUCAUCAACCGAAUCUCUGUCCUUAUGGUCAGGAAAAAUGCAGUCAGACUAAAGAUCAUUGUUUGUCUUCUCACGCUCGUGAUUAACAUCAGUGCUUUUCUUGUCUGGCUUCCCGCCCUUCUCCAGAUUAACAAAACAUGGAUCAUUAUCAACGUCCACUGGGAUCGAGCGGAAAAGGCAUGCUUCCUCGUCAUGGAUGGCGGGCUCAACGCGUACUUCAUCUAUCUCGUGCGUACCAAAUUGAUCGCCAAUGGACUCCAGAAAUACAACCGACUCUUCUAUUUCAACAUUAGCAUGUCAAUGCUGUCACUUUCCCUGGACUGCAUCUUGAUAGGAUCGAUCUUUCUUCCAGGUCCCUAUGUCAACGUUCAGUUCUACACUUUGACCUACCUCCUUAAGCUCUAUAUUGAGAUGAACAUUACCAUUCUUAUUGGCAAGAUCGUCAAGAGCACUACUACAAUCAGCUUCGGUGCUAGUAAAGCUGCGCCGGUAUCUGGCACAAAUGAUUACCAAUUGAACAUUAUGGCUAGGCGAAACGGGCGUAUGCGCCUACCAGACGAGGAGCUUGCUAAGGAUAAUUCCACCUUUACUGUCGAAGAGAGGAUUACCAAGACUGUCGACACCGACAUUACACAUGAUUAGCACGAUUAUGAUGUUGUCAGUCAGAGCAGUUCAAUUAGCUAGAAUGAAUGGGUAUGAAUUCAGCAAGACUACUCGAGUACUAAGAAAGAAUGCGUAGCACAGUCGUAGCUUUCUUUGCCAAGAAGUCUUCCAUCCAUUAAGCAUUAAAUAGCAACAAUUUGGAAAUUUAGUCGCGUG